ACUGGUCACAGGAUCAUUCGUUCUUAUAUUCACGUGAUAUGUUCUGGAUUCCCGCCACAGAUGCAGACAAACCAACCAAACAUCUCCCCCUCUUUUAAGAUGUGGUGUUGAAAGAAAGAGGCAAUGAUGCCAUUCGGUCAUUGAAAUCUCACAAAACAAUGGCGAAAAGUCGAUACCCGGUUGCUGACCAAUGCAGUCGGCUCUGUUAGCCUCAAUGAAAAUCCCCAGGAGAGUCUCUCCAUCUAUAAAUAUCAAUGAUCAAUAAUACCUCACUAUGAGAUCUACGCUCUUCUUUCGUACUAUCAAACAAUGACGUCCCUCCUAACUGGUACCUUUCCCUGGCAUCAUGGCGAACUUCAGAUGCGCAGCAAGCUGCGCAUUCCACCCCAUGUCAAUGCUAUCAACCCCACUGUGCCCUCCCUUAGUUACGGAGCGACUUAUUUACUCUUAAACUCCCCUUUGCUCGCGAUUGGCGCCGUUGAUCGAGAGGGAAGGCCGUGGUCAACACUCUGGGGUGGUGAAGUAGGCUUUGCUACCCCAUGUUCUCAAUCCAGAGUCGAGAUUAGGACCCCUGUGGAUAGCAAAUAUGAUCCUCUAGCGGAUAUACUACUACACGAUGGCCCAGAAGAGCCCGGGCAGUUGGUCUCCGGCUUAGUUGUCGAUCUAGCGAAUCGCAGAAGAGCAAAGCUCUUCGGCAGGAAAAUCGCUGGAUCGAUUGAACCUGGUCCGGAGAACCGAAAUGACUCCGACGGAGCAGGGUUUGCCCACUUGCUGGUGCACAUCGAAGCAAGCCUUGGCAACUGUCCCAAAUAUUUGAAUACAAGAGACAUCGUCCCCACUCUGCCUUCUCCAAGAAUGAUCUCCGACUCCCCUCAACUCCCUCCUGAAGCGUUGAAGUUCCUUAACCGUGCAGACACGCUUUUCAUAUCCUCACGUCAUGGGGAUGUGGAUAUGGAUACCAACAUCCGUGGCGGGCCUCCAGGCUUUGUUCGUGUUAUAUCUAACGAGCCCAGCGGGGCUGUAUUCGCGUAUCCGGAAUAUUCCGGCAAUCGUUUAUAUCAAACCCUGGGUAACCUUCAAACAACUCCUCUAGCAGGGUAUGUCUUUCCGGAUUUUGAAACAGGUAAUGCACUUUACCUCACCGGACAAACCGAGGUCCUCAUAGGUAAGGAGGCCGCUGCUCUCCUUCCGCGAUCCAAUCUGGUCGUGAAAGUGACCGUCACCACGGCUCGAUACGUAGAGAAAUCCCUAGCAUUCCGAGGUAUUGCAGGACCGCGAUCUCCAUACAACCCAAGCGUACGAUACUUGGCUACAGAAAAGGCUAGCCCUGCUGCUAUAGGUGAAGGGAAAUCAUCUGCUACAGCCACGUUGAUAAAGAAGGAAUUGCUUACUCCAACAAUUUGCCGGUUUCGUUUCCAAAUAUACGACCCAUCAAAGAUUGGGACAUGGUUGCCUGGACAAUAUGCUACUCUUUCCUUCCAGGAUGAGUUAGACAUGGGUUAUAGCCACAUGAGGGAUGACGACCCAUUGAGUAUUAACGAUGACUAUAUCCGGACUUUUACAAUUUCAUCAUACCCAGUCCAAAAUCAUUCCACGGAGUUUGAGAUAACCGCUCGCCGACACGGCAGUGUGACGGAUUACCUUUGGGGGAUCAACGAGCGAGCCGGCUUAGAGGUUCCCUUGAAAGGCUUCGGUGGCGACUUUCAUUUGAAGACACCAGGCGGACACGACAAACUCCCAUUCAUAGCAGGAGGGAUCGGAAUUACGCCGCUCCUUGCGCAGCUUCCGGACAUCCAUGUUAGUGACUUGCAAUUACUGUGGUCCGUCUCUAUUCGAGAUCUCGGCCUGGUUUUGGACACGUUCAAGAGGUUUCCUCAGAUACCCCAAUCUACGAGCCUUUUUAUUACUGGACCUGAGCCGCAGAACGAGGAAACUGCCCAACAGUUAGUGGCUGUCACUUCAUCUGGAACGCAAGUCGAACGUCGCCGAAUGGAAGCUAGCGAUCUGGAUCUAUCAUUGGCGGACGUGUGGUACUUCUGUGGCGGCUCUUCUUUAAAGAGUUCGGUACUGAACUGGCUUACUGGGAAGAACGUAGUGUAUGAAGACUUCAGCUAUUAAAUUCCAUAUAAGGAAGUUGUGGAGCCUUUCGCAUCUCAUAUCUAUCUACCAUGAAUGCAUGCUUAAACAGAAAUAUAGUAUAUUUCCACAAUCUACC
Molecule: messenger RNA, 2215 nt
Organism: Aspergillus alliaceus
Lineage: Eukaryota; Fungi; Ascomycota; Eurotiomycetes; Eurotiales; Aspergillaceae
Product: putative oxidoreductase, FAD-binding
Exons: 2
Coding region: 310-2118 (602 amino acids)
Molecular function (GO): oxidoreductase activity
Source: RefSeq, a predicted model, not a curated record